CACUGGCACCCCUAACGAUCAGCUGUCAAAUUUGUUUUGGUUUUCGACGCGUGCAGUUUUUUGUUUUUUCUUUCAAACGUUUUCAAAUUUAACUUAAAUAAACGAAAUGGUUGUUAAAAUGAAACAAAAGCAACGUCGCAGUGGUCUUCCGCCACCACCACCACCCCCAGAAGAAUUGGAAGAAAUGCCACAAGACGACGACAUGCAAGAUUCACCAAAGGAACAGUCGGCGAGCUCAGAAGCUGUGAACUCGGAAGAUAACAUGUGCGCAGGUAGCAUGCAACCUACAAUAGUCAAAAAUGAUGGUACAGAUGAAGACGACGACGAGAUGGACUUGGGCAACUUCAGUGUGAAACCAAAAAAGAAACGCAAGAAGGGCAUCAUUUACGUAUCGAAUAUCCCCAAACACAUGAACGUUACACGAAUACGUGAAAUAUUAGGAGAAUAUGGCAAAAUCGGACGCGUAUAUUUACAGCCCGAAAAGCUGCCCGGCAACAACGAUAAAAAGAAGAAACGCAAACGUAUUGCACGACACUUUACAGAAGGUUGGGUUGAAUUCGAAUCAAAGCGCGUUGCCAAACAAAUUGUUGAGCUUUUAAAUAAUAAACAAAUUUCCACCCGUAAAAAGUCGCAAUUCUAUGACUAUCUGUGGAGCAUGAAAUAUUUACCACGCUUUAAGUGGGUGCAUCUUACCGAGCGCAUGAACUACGAGCAAGCCGUACAUAAACAACGUCUGAACACCGAAGUAUCGCAAGCGCGUAAAGAAACUACAUUCUUCCAGAAUAAUUUGGAUAAGAGUGAGUUUUUGAAGAAAAAAAGCAAGAAGGCCACUAAGGGCAAGGAAUCGCAGAUGACGGAUGAGUGAUGUGGAAAAGGAAAUCAAUGGAAAUUUUAAGUU
Rhagoletis pomonella (apple maggot) is the source of this 898-nucleotide messenger RNA. Its product is annotated as pre-rRNA-processing protein esf2-like. Gene Ontology annotation, cellular component: nucleolus. Gene Ontology annotation, molecular function: RNA binding. The record is from RefSeq and is a predicted model, not a curated record. Gene Ontology annotation, biological process: small-subunit processome assembly; endonucleolytic cleavage to generate mature 5'-end of SSU-rRNA from (SSU-rRNA, 5.8S rRNA, LSU-rRNA); endonucleolytic cleavage in ITS1 to separate SSU-rRNA from 5.8S rRNA and LSU-rRNA from tricistronic rRNA transcript (SSU-rRNA, 5.8S rRNA, LSU-rRNA). Lineage: Eukaryota; Metazoa; Arthropoda; Insecta; Diptera; Tephritidae.